UCCGGCAGUCUCGUGUCUUCACUGUUCAUAGUGGGCGUUGAAUAGCGUCUUCUUCAGCUCAUACAAGCAAGACUUCACGAUAACGUUACCCAAGUUAAGCUACUUCAAACCGGGAAAUUUGUAGGUUUAGCCGGCCGACGAAGAUGACGGAAAGUGCUACGAGUAAGCUGCUAAAUGGAGACAUUUGUCACCGGACCUCGAAUGGUAAAAAGGCCAGUAAAAAUGGCUUCGUGAAGGAUCACUCUCUGUUUGAACAGCCACAGAAGUAUCGCCGCCCUAGAGACAAGAACCAAAAUGUCCCCCAUAAUUCCAGCUUGUACAAGAAACCAUUUGUGGAAUCCUUCGAGGAGACUCCUCUAUGGGUUGCUGUGCUCACCUACAUGGGCUACGGUAUCCUCACCAUCUUUGGCUACCUCAGAGACUUCCUUAGACACUGGAACAUUGAAAAGUGCCAUGUGGCCCGUGAGAGAGACGAGCAGAAGGAUUUUGUCCCCCUCUAUCAGGAUUUUGAAAACUUUUACACCAGGAAUUUGUACAUGCGGAUCCGAGACAACUGGAACCGCCCUAUCUGCAGUGUUCCUGGCGCCAAGGUGGACUUGGUAGAGAGAGUAACUCGUGACUACAACUGGACGUUUGAGCAUACAGGCAAAGUGGUGAAGGACGUUAUCAACAUGGGCUCGUACAACUACCUCGGCUUCGCUGAGAACACUGGAGCUUGUGCCGAUGCUGCUCUCGAGGUCACAAAAAUGUAUGGAGCGGGAGUGGGCAGCACUCGCUGUGAGAUGGGAAACUUGGACAUCCAUGAGGAAAUGGAGCAAUUGGUUGCCAGGUUUCUGGGAGUUGAGUCAGCCAUGGCUUUUGGCAUGGGUUUCGCAACCAAUUCCAUGAAUAUUCCUGCUCUCAUGGGGAAGGGUUGCCUCAUCCUGAGCGACGAGCUGAAUCAUACGUCGCUGGUGCUGGGUGCUCGUCUGUCGGGCUCCACGAUUCGGGUCUUCAAACACAACAACAUGCAAAGCCUUGAGAAGCUACUGAGAGAUGCCAUCGUGCAUGGGCAGCCGAGAACCCACCGACCCUGGAAGAAAAUUCUUAUUGUGGUGGAGGGCAUUUACAGUAUGGAGGGGUCAAUCGUACGUCUCCCGGAGGUCAUAGCUCUGAAGAAGCGCUACAAGGCCUACCUGUACCUGGACGAGGCUCACAGUAUCGGCGCCCUGGGCCCUAAUGGCAGGGGAGUGGUGGACUACUUUGGCCUGGAUUCCAAAGAUGUUGACAUCAUGAUGGGAACAUUCACCAAAAGCUUUGGGGCUGCUGGGGGAUAUAUUGGAGGCAAAAAGGAGCUGAUUGACUAUCUGCGCCGCCACUCUCAUAGCGCCAUGUAUGCCACCUCUAUGUCCCCUCCUGUGGCCCAGCAGAUAAUCACCUCUAUGAAGAUCAUCAUGGGAGAAGAUGGGACCACACUGGGUGCUGAUCGCCUCCGACAGCUUUCACAGAACACCACCUACUUCCGCAGAAGACUGCAUGAAAUGGGCUUUAUCAUCUAUGGCAACGAGGACUCCCCCGUCGUACCCUUGAUGCUCUACAUGCCGGCCAAAAUCGGGGCCUUCGGUCGGGAGAUGCUGAAGAGGAACAUCGGUACAGUGGUCGUCGGCUUUCCUGCGACGCCCAUCAUCGAAUCCAGAGCACGCUUCUGUGUAUCAGCAGCUCACACCAGAGAGAUGCUCGAUACAGCAUUGGAAGCCAUCAGUGAAGUGGGCGACCUCCUGCAGCUGAAAUAUUCAAGACGUGAGCAGCCUCUUCCCUCGCUUGGGUGGAUGUCCGAGGAGAGUCUUCUUCAGGACUGAGCCUCAUCGUCCUCUUCUUGUCACACAGAGCGUGUUUUCCCAACUCACCGGCCCCUCCCUUAGCGCUUCUCGUCUGACAUCCGUCUUAUGCCCCCACGUAUUUUUCUCUGAGCCAGUCUCUGCAUUCAUGUUAUCCAUAUUUGUUCACAUCAAACUCCAGCGGACACAAAGCCAAAGUCCCAACAGCUUCACCGCGACCAAAAUCAGCCACAUGCGUCCGUGUCCAUUGUUACAAAGUCCAUUCAGACCCUUCCAGUUUGUCCUAACUUAUUGCGACUGCAUCUGUCUAACAUAAAGUCUUAUUCUUGUGCGCACAUUGAAUGUGUAUCUUAUUUGUGCAAUAACAGCAGCAGUGUGGUGUUUCUUUGUAAUUCAAACAACUCAGAGCAAGGUAGAAGAAGCUCUGCCAUGACUUCCUGCUCUUGCACUCUUGAAAUCUGAUCAUAGCUCGUGCUAUGAUGAACUCGAGAGAAAACGAUCAUAUAUGUAAAUAUUAUUUAUCACAAUGUUGGUAAUACUGCCUUGGGGUAGCAUCCCAAACCUCAGUGAGAGAUGCAUUAUUUCACGGGAAUAAGCAUGUGUAUACUAUAUGUAUUUAUCUGCUUUUGUUUUGUUUUAAUCCUAAUCACUUUUACUUGAAAAGAGAGAUUAUUGGGUUCUUUUACCCAACCAAAGGUUCUAAGUAUAUGUAUAGAUAUGUUUUCUAGCCUUCCUGUUAAAAUGCAAAGCAGAUGUUCCAAAUGAAAACAUUUAACAGGGAAAGAAUUCCAGAGAGGAAGACGAAGGAUUUUUUUUUAACUGCAUAUUUUCUAAAAAUAUUUUUCAGCUUUAUUUACUGUUUACACCUGCACUCAAAAACUUGAGCCUUGUGUCUUUAACAUUUCUAUAAGCUAAUGAGCUCCAUGUGAUUUCUUUCUAGUUUGUUGCUUUCUCACCCACUGAAAUUGUUCUCACUCAUGUGCUUUCAUGAGAAUCGCCAAUCUGAGCACGACAGCACGCUGUACGCAUGACGAUGUAGGGCUCAUCUGAUAUACAGACAACUUUAUUUAUUUAACGUGUUUGUCGGCCGUUAGCGAUCUCUUUUAUUUGUGGAAGCCAUUAUCUGAGUGGAAAGUGUGUGUUUCAACUUGACUACAUGUCUUAACUUCAGUGCAGCACUACUGACGGGCGUUUUAUAUGUCCAGAUGACGUAGUCACUGAAAACCUGUAAGGUUUGUUUGGUUAUAGUCCAAAUGUCAUUGGGGUUUUCUUUUUGUUUUUUUUCUUCCUCCCUUCAUCAUUCACCAGAUGUUAUCAUCCUCUGGAAUGACAUUCCAUAUCAUCCUGCUUUUUGUCACAUUUUUUUUUUUUUUUUUUUUGGUUUUCUGUUUUGGUCCGAGAUUACUGUGUGAGGUCACCCCAAACAUGUGGCUUUACAAGCCACUGUCAAACAUUGUUCAUCUGAGUGUUUGUUGGGGUUUUUUUAUGUUCCAUCACUUUAUUGAUGUGAGCUGCCGUGUCAGUGUAGCCAGUAAGAAACCUGGCCAAUUCCCGCAAAUACUCGAAGCGAUGAAACACAAGUUUAGAGACGUGUGUUUAAUGUUUUGGGCAUUUCAGCACAGCAUGACUGCUAUUUGCCGGUCUUUUAAACUGUACAUCCAUCAUACAUUAGUCACAUUUUUUUUGUCUGUAUCAUUCCAGUACUGUCUUCACACAAAAAAAUAGUUUGACUAACAGAUCGGUGAUGCAUUUGCUGUUAACAAGCAAUAAAAUGUGGAACAUUUCAUUAUGAUCUGUAUGCACCCUGACAUAAAACUCAAAGUUUCCUGCAGGGCCGUGCAGUAUGUUUCUGUCCAUGGAGGCAAAAAAAAUGUAAUUGCAAACAGCAACACGGCUGUUUUUCUCAGCCUGGUUUCCCCUCACUGAAACUGCAGGUUUAAUGUCUGGAGAAAUGAUUCAAAUGCUGAGCUGCUUACAAUACCUGUAAACUUGCUUGCAGUGACCAGUGGAAACUUAUCUGUUGCUUUUGCCUUUUGGAAUUGUAUUUGGGUUGGAGAUGAACCACUUAAAGGAGUUUAUAAAGCCAUGAUGUUUGUUGACCGUGCUGUUGGAAACGGUGCUGCAAAGAUUAAAUCACUUUCUUUGUAUCAACUUC
This is a messenger RNA of Oreochromis aureus, 3972 nucleotides long. It is a transcript of the gene sptlc2b, whose product is annotated as serine palmitoyltransferase, long chain base subunit 2b. Gene Ontology annotation, cellular component: serine palmitoyltransferase complex. NCBI's taxonomy places the organism in Eukaryota, Metazoa, Chordata, Actinopteri, Cichliformes, Cichlidae. Bases 144 to 1838 code for a protein of 564 amino acids. The record is from RefSeq and is a predicted model, not a curated record. Gene Ontology annotation, molecular function: serine C-palmitoyltransferase activity; pyridoxal phosphate binding. Gene Ontology annotation, biological process: sphingosine biosynthetic process; ceramide biosynthetic process. The transcript is spliced from 12 exons.